Molecule: messenger RNA, 633 nt
Organism: Exophiala mesophila
Lineage: Eukaryota; Fungi; Ascomycota; Eurotiomycetes; Chaetothyriales; Herpotrichiellaceae
Exons: 1
Coding region: 1-633 (210 amino acids)
Source: RefSeq, a predicted model, not a curated record
AUGACAGUCAACCCCGGCAACGGUAUUCAAUUGUUUCCCUGCGGGAAUGAAGACGCAUACUGUUGCGGAAGAGACAACCUCAAUGACACGUCAUGUUGCAACGAUCCAGAAGCCUUCUUUGUUACCCUCCCUAAUCCCACAACCAUUGGACAGAUCGUGAGCACAGCUUUUGUUCCUGAGUCUACAACGUUCUCGCCAUCAACAUCGAGUUCCUCCCCAUCUACUACAUCGAUUGCUUCAGGGUCUGGUGCAUCAGCUACCAGGAAUGCUUCAAUGCCUACAGAUACCAACAUCUCGAACGGCGGCGACGGCUCCAAUGUUGGAGCAAUUGCUGGAGGGUCAGUGGGCGGACUAGCCGUCUUGGGAGGUCUGAUCUUUGCCGCCUGGUGGCUGUAUAUCCGAAAACGCAAAGAAACACACAAAAGAGCUGAACUCUACGGGAAUUCCAUGCAAAGUGGACCAGGGGAACUGGAUAGUGGGCAAAGGAUGUUUCCACAGGAGAUGUAUUCUGAUUCUCAGCAGGAACUGGAUAGUGGUCAAAGGAUGUUUCCACAAGAGAUGGAUUCUGAAUCUCAGCGAAGGAAACAAAUUGCCCCAUACGAGUUACCAGCAACGCGUGAGGAAAAAGGAUAA